Molecule: messenger RNA, 2254 nt
Organism: Hipposideros armiger (great roundleaf bat)
Lineage: Eukaryota; Metazoa; Chordata; Mammalia; Chiroptera; Hipposideridae
Gene: LRRC57
Product: leucine rich repeat containing 57
Exons: 6
Coding region: 216-935 (239 amino acids)
Cellular component (GO): cytoplasm
Molecular function (GO): protein binding
Source: RefSeq, a predicted model, not a curated record
GCGGGUCCUGGGUCUUCUGUGGAGCGAGUGAUAAGAGGCGAGUCCAGGACUCCGUGAUCCUCCAUAAUCUCCUAGCGGCGUCUAGCCUCGGGACAACUGCAAAAGUGCCGGGACCUGGUGGUCGGGCUCUCUCUGCUCUUCCCUUUCUGCCUUGCCACUCUUGGGUUCGCCCCCAAGAUACAAAGAUCUGCAGGGACCCGAGCUGCGGAGCUAGGAUGGGAAACAAUGCCAUCCGCGCUCAUGUGGAAACCGCGCAGAAAACUGGAGUCUUUCAGCUUAAGGACCGUGGGCUGACCGAGUUCCCUUCAGAGUUGCAGAAGCUGACGAGCAAUCUCAGGACCAUCGACUUGUCCAACAACAAGAUCGAGAGCCUACCGCCUAUGAUUAUAGGAAAGUUCACUCUGCUGAAGAGCCUCUCCUUGAACAACAACAAACUGACCAUUCUUCCUGAGGAGUUAGGCAAUCUGAAAAAACUAGAAACGCUAAGCCUAAACAAUAAUCACUUGAGAGAGCUGCCAUCUACCUUUGGGCAAUUGUCGGCCCUGAAGACCCUGAGCCUCUCUGGGAACCAGCUGGGAGCACUACCACUCCAACUUUGUAGCCUGAGGCACCUGGAUGUGGUGGAUCUUUCUAAAAACCAGAUUCGAAGCAUACCUGACAUAGUGGGGGAGCUGCAGGUCAUCGAACUCAACUUCAACCAGAACCAGAUAUCUCAGGUUUCAGUAAAGAUAUCUUGCUGUCCUCGCCUUAAAGUUCUUCGCCUGGAAGAGAAUUGCCUUGAACUCAGCAUGCUUCCACAGAGCAUCCUUAGUGAUUCCCAGAUCUGUCUGCUUGCUGUGGAAGGCAACCUUUUUGAAAUAAAGAAACUUCGAGAACUAGAAGGCUAUGAUAAGUACAUGGAGAGGUACACGGCCACCAAGAAGAAGUUUGCGUGAUGUUCUCCAGGAGCAUGGGAAUCCUUAUAGGACACUGAUUUGGAACCUGUUGCAAUCUGGCUGAAUCAAAGGCGCGUGCUGUUGUCAAGGAUAUCUGCAGUGAGGAGCUGAUACUCCAGGAGAUUAUAAUUUCAUUUGAUCUUUUUCCUUUCCAGAGCUUAUCUCAAAUAAGCUAAAAGGAAUCUAGAGACAGAAAGAGUUCUCCAUUUUGAGUCAUGGAUAGGGCAAUGGACAGUGUUGAUCUUCAAAAUCAUCAUAAGUUUGGCUUUAAGAAACCAGUAGUAAGUUGCUAUUUAUACAGUGAGGGGAUGCUGCCUGGUAAUAGAAUAGCUCCACACCUCAGCUUGACAUUUCAUGUGUAAGCUUUUAUAAAGUCAGCUGCCAUUCCACCUUUGUGUUAACAUUUCACAUUUUUUUGAAAUUCAAAUAAUUUGUGAAAGGCUACUAUGGUUAAUCUAAGGAUCUGUGAUUUUAUUCCAGUCUAUCAGUUCAGUUACAGUAUUUAUACUUGGAAUUUAGAAUGUACAUAAAUAUGUGACUGUCCUGAUUGAAGUGUACUUUGUCAGAGAAGCACCAAUACAACACUAAGAGAUGUUCCCCAAGGCUGCAGUUGCAAAUUCUUUAUUGCAGGUGCCUUAUUGGUAGAGGGCUCUGAAGAGCUAAAACCAUAUAUGCAAAACUUGUACGAUACAAGGGGUUUUAAGUAUCAAGAUUUUCCUGAAGCUUUGUUAGAAAUAAUGUCUCAUUUCUGGUAAUCCUUUUUCCUUUUUGUAUUUAUAAUUCUACUAAUCAAAUUACCUAUCAAAAAACUACAACAAUAUUUUAAAACCUAUGUUUAACAAGUUUAUUCUCUGAAUGAAAGAAUAUACUAAAUAAAGAAUUUGUAAUAAACUUUGGCUGGAAGAAAGGUUAAUCCUUUAAAAGGAAGACAUGAGAACUUUAACCUAUAAAUGGCCCCUUAUUUGAAAAUAAACUGAUUAGAAAGGAGUUUCAUUUUUGGGCUGCAUGAGUACUGUGAUGCCUUCAUGUGACUCAUAAACAUUUUGUGGUAUCGGACCCAUGCUUACUAAGAGAUACUGAAGGUACAAAGGUAUUAUGUGUCAUGUAUUGACAGUUCUCAUUUUACAAACCUAGUUUCACCUUUAAGUCAAGAGAUCGUAACAGGCUAGUAUUUAAUAUAUAUGAGGAAGUCUCCUGACCUUAAAUCUGGUCUAGGUAUUCUUUUUCCCAUGUUAUUUUGUUUCUCAUUUUGGGGAGGGACAGGGGUGUCAGUUUAUCAUUAUUGAGUUUUUAAAAAUAAACUUUAAUGUUUAAUCUUA